This is a messenger RNA of Amblyraja radiata (thorny skate), 1942 nucleotides long. RefSeq names its product ring finger protein 182 (gene rnf182). Gene Ontology annotation, molecular function: ubiquitin-protein transferase activity. The record is from RefSeq and is a predicted model, not a curated record. Gene Ontology annotation, biological process: protein ubiquitination. Lineage: Eukaryota; Metazoa; Chordata; Chondrichthyes; Rajiformes; Rajidae. Bases 102 to 860 code for a protein of 252 amino acids. Gene Ontology annotation, cellular component: cytoplasm. The transcript has a single exon.
CCUUCUCACCAGAGAUGCUGCCGGUCCCGCUGAGUCGCUCCAGCAUUUUGUGUCUAUCUUCAGUGUAAACCGGCGUCUGCAGUUCCUUCCCACACGCUGAGAUGCAUCCUUGCCCGGCCAUGGGUGAGCAGACUGCGGAGGUGUCCGCCGCUGAGAGGCAGCUGUUUACCUCCGAGGAGCUGGAAUGCAAGAUCUGCUACAACCCGUACAACCUGAAGACCAGGAGGCCCAAGCUGCUGGAGUGCUUCCACAGGGUGUGCUCCAAAUGCCUGCACAAGAUGGUCGACUUCGGCGACUGCUCGCUGGGCAUCAUCAGCUGCCCCUUCUGCAGAUACGAGACCAGCGUACUGGAGGACGUGGGCGGCCUCCCGGACGACAGCAACGUGGUUGCCGCCCUGGCCUGCAGGGAGAGGAGCCGGAGGCCCAACUUGGACAACCCGUCGGAGCUGCUGCUGUCCCCGAAGAGGCUGGCUUCCUUCCAGAGCCCCUCCCGCGCCUCCUCCAACUGCCUCGUGAUCACCAUCAUGGAGGUCCAGAGGGAUUCCCCGCAGUCGCAGGGCUCGGCCCCGGCCGUGGAGUUCUACAACGCCAGCUUCGACUCCAUGGGCUCCGUGUCUCGGCAGUGGGCCGUUUGGAACUGCACGCCCCUCCUGUGCCAGACGGUGGGCAGAAUCCUGGUCUGGCUGCUGGGCCUCCUGUACUUCAGCUCGCUGCCCCUGGGAGUCUACCUGCUGGUGAUCCAGAAAGUCACCCUGGGCAUCAUCUUCGUCAGCCUGGUCCCCUCCAGCCUCGUCAUCCUCAUGGUCUACGGUUUCUGCCAGUGUUUGUGCCACGAGUUUCUGGAUUGCAUAUCUUCCUGAAAGGAAAAGGAUAUCCCAGAGUAAGUGCGAGCUUACAGUGUGAGGCAGUGAUGCGGCGAGGAGUCGAGGCACCUUGUUUCAUAUUAGGUCGGGGUGGUGAACUGUGUAACUGUUGCCGUUGUACGUAACUGAAGAGACCUCCCUGGUGGUAGUAGAUUAUUUACGUUCUAUGGUACUUUGUUUGCCACGUGUACUGAGGUACAGCGAAAUUCAUUUCUGUAUGCAGUUCAGUACAAGGAUCACUAGACAUGAGCACUUCAGGGGUUAUGGGGAGAAGGCAGGAGAAUGGGGUUGAGAGGGAGAGAUAGAUUUGCCGUGAUUGAAUGGAGGAGUAGACUUGAUGGGCCGAAUGGCCCAAUUCCGCUCCUAUCACUUUUGGCCUUAGAUGCACCUCAGAUAAGCAUCUCAGAUACAGUACGAGCGUAUCAGAAAAUAUACAGUCGCCAGUUUGGAGCCAUUUUCAAGUCCCAGUUGUUGUGAGUGCAGGGUUCUUGGCCUGCCCAUGAAGGCCCAUUGUCAUGGCGACGUUGCAGGGUCGGCCUGGACAAGCGUAGCCGUGGUGUCCUCCACCACUGUAGGCCGCGUCCGGUCCACAUGCUCGGCCUCUUGGAGCGGCGCCGGGUCCAGCCGAGCCCCAGGUGCUGCAGGGCGGUUACCUGUAACGACUGUACAUCUCCUCGGGAUGUGAUAUAUAUACAUAUAGAUAUAUAUAUAUAUAUAUAUAUAUAUAUACACUCUUGCUGCACAUUUUAUCGAGUACAAUCAAGAGUUUCGAAGGACGAGCGGGGCAAUAAAUCAUUCUCAUUAUCACGUUGAGAGAUGGGAAGGAGCAUUUUAACAAAACCCUUAAUAGACCUUUAAAUCUAAGCGGCCUAUGGCCUUCUGAUAGGAAUGGAUCUAACCCAGUCCUUAUAUAUCAUGUGGUAUAAAUCCUGAGGAAAAGAUUCAUGCUCACCAUAAAACAUUCGGACAGAUGGGUUAUGAAUUUUCUAGGACAUAGCAUAUAGAGUUCGCCAAUAAAAUUAAUUAAACCAGAACUUCCUGAUGGGUAGCACGGUGGCGCAGCGGUAGAGUUGCUGCCU